Molecule: messenger RNA, 282 nt
Organism: Parastagonospora nodorum SN15
Lineage: Eukaryota; Fungi; Ascomycota; Dothideomycetes; Pleosporales; Phaeosphaeriaceae
Exons: 2
Coding region: 1-282 (93 amino acids)
Source: RefSeq, a predicted model, not a curated record
AUGCUUGUCACACAAGAUAGCCCUCGCUGUAGCAUUCCGGCUGUUCUUUGGCUUCUCAAGUACCUGGAUUCUAGGGGAAAUAAGGAUGACGAUGCCCAAGUCAAAGCGAAGGAGAAUCCAGGGCUCAACGAAACCAUCCAUUUAGAUCCAAAGGCUGCUCGAGCACCUCCAGCUUUGUGUCCCGAUCUAGCGACGCACCUGCUAUCCAGCUUACUUCCGCCAACCGAGACCAAGACUUCCUCCAACAAGCGCCAACAUGACGAUUCUCGCAGGGUCUCAUAG